Molecule: messenger RNA, 7455 nt
Organism: Psammomys obesus (fat sand rat)
Lineage: Eukaryota; Metazoa; Chordata; Mammalia; Rodentia; Muridae
Gene: A1cf
Product: APOBEC1 complementation factor
Exons: 12
Coding region: 128-1915 (595 amino acids)
Cellular component (GO): nucleus
Molecular function (GO): mRNA binding
Source: RefSeq, a predicted model, not a curated record
UUAGAAUAUAACCAAAGAGGCAUGCUGAAUUCGCCAUAAUCAAGGAACCUUUUCCGGGUGGGGGACCUCAGAAAUUACUCAGUGAGCAACCCUAAUUAACCUGAUUUUUUGCUGAUAAUCACUCUCAAUGGAAUCAAAUCACAAAUCCGGGGAUGGAUUGAGCGGCACCCAGAAGGAGGCGGCACUCCGCGCACUGGUCCAGCGCACGGGAUAUAGCUUGGUCCAGGAAAAUGGACAAAGAAAAUAUGGUGGUCCUCCUCCAGGCUGGGACACUGCACCUCCAGAAAGAGGCUGUGAGAUUUUCAUCGGAAAACUUCCCCGGGACCUUUUUGAGGAUGAACUCAUACCAUUGUGUGAAAAAAUUGGCAAAGUUUAUGAAAUGAGAAUGAUGAUGGAUUUUAAUGGCAACAACAGAGGCUACGCGUUUGUGACAUUCUCAACUAAGCAGGAAGCCAAGAAUGCAAUCAAGCAACUUAAUAAUUAUGAAAUUCGCAAUGGCCGUCUCCUAGGAGUCUGUGCCAGUGUGGACAACUGCCGACUGUUUGUGGGAGGGAUCCCCAAAACCAAAAAGAGAGAGGAAAUCUUAUCAGAGAUGAAAAAGGUCACAGAAGGAGUUGUUGAUGUCAUAGUCUACCCAAGUGCUGCAGAUAAAACCAAAAACCGGGGAUUCGCCUUUGUGGAAUAUGAGACUCACCGCGCAGCCGCCAUGGCUAGGAGGAGGUUACUGCCAGGAAGAAUCCAGUUGUGGGGACAUCCAAUUGCAGUAGACUGGGCAGAGCCAGAAAUUGAAGUUGAUGAAGACACGAUGUCUUCAGUGAAAAUCCUGUAUGUAAGAAACCUCAUGUUGUCUACCUCGGAAGAGAUGAUUGAAAAAGAAUUCAACAGUAUUAAACCAGGUGCUGUGGAACGGGUGAAGAAGAUCCGAGACUACGCGUUUGUGCAUUUCAGUAAGCGAGAAGAUGCACUUGAAGCUAUGAAAGCUUUAAAUGGCAAGGUGCUGGAUGGUUCCCCAAUUGAAGUGACCUUGGCCAAGCCAGUGGAUAAGGACAGUUAUGUUAGGUACACAAGGGGUACAGGUGGCAGGAACACCGUGUUGCAAGGAGAAUACACCUACCCUCUCAGCCACGUUUAUGACCCUACCACAACCUACCUUGGAGCUCCUGUCUUCUACACCCCCCAAGCCUACGCAGCCAUUCCAAGUCUUCAUUUCCCAGCUACCAAAGGACAUCUCAGCAACAGGGCUCUCAUCCGGGCCCCAUCUGUCAGAGAAAUUUACAUGAAUGUCCCUGUAGGGGCUGCGGGAGUGAGAGGACUGGGCGGCCGUGGGUAUUUGGCAUACACAGGCCUGGGUCGUGGAUACCAGGUCAAAGGAGACAAGCGAGAAGACAAACUCUAUGACCUUCUUCCUGGGAUGGAGCUCACCCCGAUGAAUACUGUCUCUUUAAAACCACAAGGAAUCAAACCUGCUCCUCAGAUAUUAGAAGAAAUCUGUCAGAAAAAUAACUGGGGACAGCCAGUGUACCAGCUGCAUUCUGCCAUUGGACAAGACCAAAGACAGUUAUUCCUGUACAAAGUAACUAUCCCGGCGCUGGCCAGCCAGAAUCCUGCGAUCCACCCUUUCACACCUCCCAAGCUAAGUGCCUACGUGGAUGAAGCAAAGAAUUACGCUGCUGAGCACACUCUACAGGCACUGGGCCUCACCACAGAAGGAGGUGACCCUCGGCCUACAGCACCCACCGCCACAUCUGCCACUGUGUUCCCAGGAUAUGCUGUCCACAGUGCCACCGCCCCCGUGUCAGCAGCCCAGCUCAAACAAGCAGUGACACUCGGACAAGACUUAGCAGCAUAUACUGCAUAUGAGGUCUACCCUACUUUUGCAGUGACCACCCGAGGAGAUGCGUAUGGAGCCUUCUGAAGAUCCCUUUCCUUUAAGAAUAAGCCUUACAGAAUGCUCUGUAGAAGCCCCAAACCUCCAACCAGAUCCCUUGUGAUCAUAGGUCACACCUUCCCCAAAGCCACGCCUUUCCUGAGACUGCCUGCCUGACUCACUCAUUGUACCACUCAUGAAAUGUGAAUAUUAUUCCUCAACAAAACCAAACGUUAAGGAGCCUUAUGCUUAACAGAAAUCUGGAAAAACGCCACUAACAGCAAAGUUGCUCUUCCAAGGAUCCUGAGUGUCUCAGGAAGGGGAUAAAACCCUGACAAAUUGGUGUAUGCUCUCUUAGUACCGAGAGCUGUGGCUGGGCAGAGCUGGGCGGUCAGUAGCAAGGUACAGGCAGUAAAAUUCCUGUCUCAGUCACCGGCUCCCAGCCACUUCAUCACUCAGAGAAUCAAGAGACCAGAGGAAAUCAGGAGGCUUUGUAAGAGGCCUUCAGUAUCACCUACAGUGUGGGGUGUGAUCCCAGGCUGAGCUCAUGAAAACUGUCUGAAAUGUAAUAGAUUCCAUUACCACUUUCAGUCUGAAAUUCCCCUCUUAUCCAUCUGUCAUAGAUCAGCAUCUUCCUGUCCCUGCAGUCUCUGGGGACUGGAAAUCAAUACACUGUGUUUCAGAUAUGCUUGAGACAAAUCCAAACCCUGUAUUCAUUUAACCCAUUAAGCCACUGUUUUUCUUCAGAAUUUCUAUCCUACCCAAAGAUUCCCAAAUCACAGAAACCACACGAGCACUGAGUCCUGGGGUGAAAAAUGACUUUUUCUUGUCUGGAAAUUCUGCCUUGCCCAUGCUAAUUUGCCUUCACCUCAGACUCAUUUUGCUGAUCUCAAACACAGUAAAUCAGAUGUACAUAAAAUCACUAUGAUGUUUUCAUACUCAGAAAAUUGGCCAAAAAGUCAUUUCCAAAAAAAAAAACAAAACAAAAAAAAAAGUGAACUUGUUUUGCUUUUUUCUCACUGUGUAGCCCAGGCUGGCCUCAAAUUUGUAAUCCUCCUGCCUCUACUACCCCUGUGCUGGUGUUGUUAACACACAACACCACACCUACCUCGAAGUAGUUAUGUUAACUUGAAGCUACCUUAGAAUUUUCUACCCAGUUCAUGUUAAUCACCGAAAAUCAUUGCCUUUCCUUUCUUUAUGUUUUGAUUUUCUUUCAUGUGUUCUUUUUUAUUUUAUUUCAUAUGUUUUACCAUGGUUAGGUCCUUUUAUAGGGAAACUAUUCCAGGAAAGCCUUACACCAUCAUGGUUACCCAGAGACUAUCCCUUCAGAGUUCAGUAAAAGUGUUACUUGCCAAAAUGCUCCUGAGAAUUUAGAACCUCUCAUGGUCACUAGGGAAGGGAGACUACAUCCAGAAAUGGAGGUCAAAGGGAUGUGAUGCUCUCAUUCAAAUUAGGUAUGUUCAAAACAGAGAGUCAAAAGUCUGGUACUGAAUACAAUCCCUACUCCAGCCUUAUUUGUGACUUAGGAGACAAAGCACUAGAAUUUCCAUUUAAAGAAAAAGAAAAUACUUGGCUCUUGUGAAAGUCUGUACACCUCAAGCAAAAACACACAGAGAGGUGCAGAAAAUAUUGUCAGCUCUUUAAUGGAAUUCCGGAAUCUAAAAUCAGGCCCAAUUCCAAUCAAAGUCAGGGACAGGUCAAUCAUAGUUGAGUACUUCAUAACCCUCAGUUAUGUGAUUUAGUGAUUCCAGCAGGACAUCUAAUGCCAAAAAACCUCCAGCUGACACUCUGGAAGGCUCUGGAUUUUCUGGCCUUCUUUCUCAGGUUAUUGUGUUCCUGUGCAAAGGAACUCCCAAGCUUGGCAUCACAUCCAAAACACCUGGAGAACUUCCAAUACGCUAAGGCCAAGGUCACCUGUCAAUUACGUCAGAGAGUCUUGGCAUGGAAGCCUGUUGUCAAUGUUUCCUGAUGAUUCCUGGGUGAUUUGAAUAUGCAGCUUGGUGUGGAGAUUGUUAGAGCCUUUGUAGUCUACUCUUCCUCUUUCAUUCUUCCCUUUCCAAUUCAACUUUAGCUAAAUACAAAAUUUAUAUACAUUGUCUUUGUUAAAACAAAUAAUCAUAGCGUUGUCAUUAUAGCCAUCUCACACACUCUGAGUCUGAAUAAAUUCAUAUUGGCUUCAAACUAAUUCUUAAGCCAAACUCUAACAUCAAGAUGAUUUUAUCAACACACUAGUAAUCGCCAGACUUUAGAAAUCAAAUUCUAAUUUGCUAGACUAGUAUAAAUGAUUGCUCACAGUAUUUUGUCAGUAUCUUAUGGCUGCCCUGAUGAUUUUAAGUUUUUCUAUGAAGACCUAAGAAGCAUGCAUGGCAAAACAAACAAACAAACAAACAAACAAACACCAGGGAGAUGGAUUAGGAUUUGGAAGGCUGGAGAGUGAUAGUGUUAAUUUCCUAAAUCUACAAUAUAAGCAUUAUGCACAACUAACCUUCGGUUUGACACUUGAUCUUUUUAAAGCUUAUUUUGAGGCACAUUUGUUGGUACAAGCCUGAGAUCCCAGUACUUGAGAAGAAGAGAGAGGAGAAUGAAGAGUCUGAGGUCAGCCUGAGAAGCAUAGAGCGAGUCUGUCUUGAAAAUGUUAAAAAAAAAAAAAAAAAAAAACAAAGAAAACCAACUAAACCACAAGAAAACACAUAAUUUUUCUUACCUAUUAACUGCUGUCCUUUCUCAAAGAGCUGCUCUUCAAUUCCACAAUCUAGGUAAAUCAAGAAGAGCACCUCCAACUGCAGCAAACAAAACUUCUCCUAGAUGAUGAGGGUAUGUCCAGCAGCCAACAGAAUCAUGCCAAACAGCACUCAAAGUGGUGUAGGCAAGCUACCUCAUAUAACAAAAUAGUGACAUCAAAAACUACCUGACAAGGAGGAUCAUAAGUCAAAUACAUAAAAUUAGUUUUUGUUUCAUUUUAAAGGUUUUUAAGUUAUUUUAGUCACAUAGAAUAGCAAAAAUGCUUUAGCAAUAAUUUUCAAAUUACAUUUAUUUUCAGAACAUUUUACAUGACUCUUAGAAUUCUGUCUUGGUCAACCGAGCCAUGCUGAAAUCCAUGUUAGCAAGGAGAUGCACCAGGGGGCAUGGCAUGCUUAAUAAUCAUGGUUGUGGUUAUGGCCCUUAAUUUGAAUUCAUGCAAAAGUUUAGGGAGGAGCAUACUAAAAAUUAACCUAGAGACUUGGCAUAUUCCUUAUCUUAUGAAUACGCUUUUAUGUAUUUUAUAGAUACACAUUAUAUACAUAUAUACACAUACUGUUAGAGAUACAAUUUAAACUUAAAAUACAGAGAGAUAAGAAUUGUGUCAUAAAUAUUUGAAAAGAACAUGUUGGCAUUGUGCCAUGACUUGGGCAGCAGAAAGAAAUGAGGCCAUUUGACAUGGCACCACCGUCAUGGCUUUUAGACAGUUCUGGAACCCAGUGAUGAGGCUUCCCUCAUUCCAGUAGUGUCCUGGAAACAUCCUGAAUUAAACUCUGACAUAAGCCUAGGAAAUGUAAUGUGCCUUCCAGGCCUUAAAUUUGUAUGUGCCAAUCUUUAGAGGAAAGUGAGUAGAGUUCUCAUGAGCUAUUAGGAAAAUGAUGCUUUCCUAACUCUUUUCUUGUAAAGUAAAACAUUACAUUUUUAUUAAAUAAAAAUUAUAAAGCAUUCUAUAAACCCCCAUGUCCAAUAUUUUCAAGUGCUGGAUUUCUCUUUAAAUGUUUAGACAAAAGAACAGUGCUGCGAUUCACAUCUCGAGCACACAGAAGCAUUUACGGCAAACUGUAAAUUUGUGUUCCAGUUCACCUCAAUUUUGUAGUAACUUCUUAAAUGAAUUCAUAACUAAUCUAAAAGAGGAAAAAAUUAGAAAGCAGAAGCUUCAUUUCUUCAAAUGUGUCUGGAGUCAAAUCUGGACCACUACAGAGCCUCUCCCAACAGGCAUGUCUCGGUUUUGAGAGCAAAACCAAAAGGAAGAACACGGUUGGCUCUCUUUUCUCUUAUGCUUGUUUAACGGAAAGGUAAAUAUCGAGGAACAGUCCCAUAGAAGCUGAACAGAGGCAAGAUGGAAGAUGCUCACCCUCUUCCUUCACUCAAGCUAGUGAUACCUCCAACUAGAAAGAAUUUCUUGUGUAAAUGUUUCCAUUCUGCCCUUUCCCUUCUGCUUUACGGAUGCCCCCAAACACGAUGCCCUUCGCACGUCCCUUCACCGUUCCUGUUGUUCUUCACCUUCCUCGCCCGUGCUCUUCACAGUCAAGGCUUUCAUCGCUGCUUAAUGGAAAAUAGCAUCAAGGGGUUAUGUUCCUUUUCAGGAAAUUCUUGCCUGUUGCUUGCUGUCUUUACUAAUGCUGAAAUUUUUGCUAGCUGCAUUGAUUGACAGCUAUUGUAUUGACCUGUUCAUACAAAAUGGAAGGCGUUUUUGUCUGCUGUGUUCUUUGCUUACUAUGUGCCCACUGUUACUCCAGAAACAGGGGAUACAAACACACAUAUUUCUGUUCCUCUCUGCAAUAGAUGCACAAUCCAGUUAUUAAGCUAGAAGUUUUUGUCACUGGGUCAGAAUCCCUAAAAUAAAACAAUUCCGUCCUAACCCUUCUGUUUCCAGCACUGCCACCCAACAUGAGCAACAAUUGUUUUAAAAAGUGAAACGAAUUUCAAGUGUUUCUUCCCAGGAAAAUACCAAGAACUAUGCAAACAUAGAAAAUAAAGGUUUAGUUACUCGAAAGCUUUAACAGACAUAAGGAAUGUGGACAUAAAGACAUUAAGGAACUCCACUUAAGGUGUGGAGUUCACAACAGGGCUUAUUUACUUGAAAACAUUUUGCUCAUUAAGUAUUUCUGUUUGCUAACUCUGCCUGUUAUUCAAAACAGGAGCCUUAGCCAUAUCUCCAUAUCUUCGCCGAAAGUGAUUCUCAGGUGCAGUCACUGUAUCUUUCACAAUAUACAAUUCUAUUUUGAAAUGUCCUAUUUUCUAUUUAGUUCCUAAGAGAUAUUAGGGGGUUCAAACUGCAAGUGUUUGUUUAAGUCAAUCAUUAUUUUCUUGCUUUAACUGUUUGAUCACUGGUAUUUUUAGUGCUAUUCUCUCCUAGAAAUUUCUUUUCUUAACCAAUUUUUGUGAGUACGGUCAGACAUUACUGUCUCUUAUCUUUUAUCUUUUAUCUUUUAAUGAAAAGAAAGAUUUAAGCAAACUGUACUUCCAGGUCCAAGGUGUUAACACCCUUGCUUCUUUUCUUUUUUUGUUAUUUAUAUGGAUUUACCUAAAGUACCCCCAAAAGAUACAUAUAUAUAUAGAUACAUAUAUAUAUAUAAACAGUAUUAAAGAGUGUGCAUAAGACACUUAUUUUUGUACUUUGAGUACAAUGUUUUAUAGAGCUACAUGAUCUAACUAUAUAUUAAGUAAAAUAAUAUCAUUCUCUUAUUGGAAAAAUGAUUGUUGCUUUGGAAAAUACAAAUAUACCAGUCAUCUUAGAAUCAUAAAUCAAAUGAAAUGAGAAAUUAUGCAGUUUUGGGUAUUUCAGGAUGGUGAUAUGGUUUUAAUUGAGUUUCACGGUUCCAUAAUAAAGUUUUAGAAAUUAUCAA